GCUGGAAACAAUUAACUAUUUAAUUUUAUCAAUAAACAGUACUGAAUAUGAAAGAGACAUAACGUUAUCAGCCUGAUACUUAUGACAUUUAUGAUAUUCUUUCAGAAUGGAAUCUUGUUGGAUUUGUAAAGCUGUGUUCCAAACCAGGAAACAACUAAAGCAGCAUGCUGGGAAGGAACAUUCUAUACUGUCAGUAAUUUGUCCAAUGUGCUGCCAUAAGGAAGUGCACUUCAAAAGAGUUUCAGAUUUGAAAGUUCAUUUCUUGAAAUCACAUCCUUCUGAAUCCAAAGAACUGGAUGAUGAUGCUUUUAAUGAAAGCAAUGGAUUCUACUUAUCUGUAUUUCCAAAAGAAUACUCUAAGUUAGUACAAAAAGCUGAUCGCUUGAGCCCAAGUGUUGUACGUUUUAGGACAUUGAUGAUUAUGUGGGCAAAACGUUUAGAGGGUAAAUGUAGCAAAACUAGGGAAGAAUUGCUGGAAGGAUGGGAAGUAGGUGAUGAUUCCUAUGUAAUGCCUCUUGAACUGAUUGAUCCGCAGUUACCCAACACAUCUGAUGACCUAGUAAUUAAUCAAAUUUCCUUGAACACUAGUAACCCUCAUAUUGACUUACAUCAAGGAUAUAACAAGUUACGUGUUGCUUUAACCAAUGACCUAUUUGAAGAUAAACUAGCCAUGAGAGCCAUUGCACGCAGGCUGGCUGUACUAAAAGAUGCUGCCGGACAUGAACAUUUUGACACUAGCCUUGCUGAAACAUGUCCAGAACUGAAAUCAAGCAUUGCGCUUAAAUUAGGCAUACACAGGAGUUUAAUUAAGGAUGUACACAUUAUUAAAAUUGAAAUGGGCUCAAAGAAGAUCAAAUUAGCCUCAGAUGUCACAGAUUCACCUGCACUACCUAUAGAAACAGCUACAAUUACCUCAAGUCCAUCACUGCCUGCUCAAAUUUCGAACACUUCAAAUGCUAGCAAUUCUUUGAAUAGUAACCAACAUCCCCGGUCAGUUAUUGUGCCAAAACGCAAGGAACCAGUCAUUAGUACCAUGAACUCAAAUUUUCUGGCACCACAACAACCUAAAGUUAACAACCAAGGUUAUCGGGCUACAAAAUUACUCCGAAUGGGUGCAAUGCCACUGUGUCCCCCUGCCAGAAGGGAGUGGGUGGAGGAUGAGUCCAUUACAUUAACUGAAGGAAACCUUACCUGCAAAUGGCCACCGAAAAAUUGGAAAAAUCUCUCACCUGACCAGAGGCUGCUACAGCUGGAAAUACUAACUUUCAAAAUAUUACAGGAACGUGGGGUAAAUACUAGCAACUUAGAACGUUCUGACAUUCUAGACCAGUUUAAUUUUCUCGUCUUGCCUGGAACCAAAGCAUACUGUUUACCUGAUGCUGGGAAAGAUCCGACUGCACACUCAAGGUAUCAUACCUAUGCAACUCUUAGGAUGAUAGCCAACAGUAAAAACAUCAAGUCCGAAAAAUGGCUCGCAAUGCUGGAGUGUAGUAGUAUGCUCAGGGACACUACCAAUGAUAAACUUUUAAGACAGUGUGACAAAAUUCCAUUAAGAAUUUAGAUUGUAGACACAUGUACUAGUCUUGUUUUUGUGUUUUAGAGUGCUAGGUAUCUAACAUAAGAAAACUUUACCUAUUUUGUGGUACUCAG
Messenger RNA from Mercenaria mercenaria, 1650 nucleotides. RefSeq lists its product as uncharacterized. NCBI's taxonomy places the organism in Eukaryota, Metazoa, Mollusca, Bivalvia, Venerida, Veneridae. The record is from RefSeq and is a predicted model, not a curated record. The coding region runs from base 107 to 1561 and encodes 484 amino acids. The transcript has a single exon.